Fomitiporia mediterranea MF3/22 is the source of this 681-nucleotide messenger RNA. RefSeq lists its product as uncharacterized. Bases 1 to 681 code for a protein of 226 amino acids. The record is from RefSeq and is a predicted model, not a curated record. Lineage: Eukaryota; Fungi; Basidiomycota; Agaricomycetes; Hymenochaetales; Hymenochaetaceae. The transcript has 3 exons.
AUGCACCUGCCAGCACCUCUGUUUGCAUUCCCUCUUCCUCUGCCACCAGAUCACCCUCUCUCUGGAUAUGUCGACUUUGUCGUCAUCAUCUGCAUUCGAAGCUCGCAUAGACGGACGGGACAGGUUUCUUGGGCGGGCUCGCUGUAUCAUCUGUUGAGAACGCAACAGAACCUCGCUUCAACAUUCCCAUAUUGUGGGGCGAUUCACAAGUUCGUGUUCGUUAACUAUUCUGGCAAAGACACUCUCCAACAAUUCGAUGGGAAAACCAUCACUCUCGAUAUCAGUGAUCGUUACGCACCCUUUUCUUCCCCAUUCAUCAUCCACAAGAUGUGUGUCCGUGGAUUCUAUUCCUUAAACCCUGUUAGUCUGGACAUGCCCAAUGACCCGCCUCGGCAAGACUGGGACUUGUCGGACGGCGUGUUGAAUGACGAUAUAUCCACCGAUGCAAGAAAUUUUUCAAACGAGACCUUUCCACCUAUGACGACGAACACAGGUGGUACGUCAUUGGGCAGGCGCGCACUAGCAUUAAACGAAAAUGUCAUUGCUGACAUUCUCGCAGCAACACACACCUCGCCAUCGCGGAAGGCUUGCCAGAUGGAGGGAACAGACUGGAGUGGCACGGCAACUGAAAAUAUACAAAAAUAUGUCUCCACUUUUGAUGUCCAAGGAGAUGACGAAUAG